AUGAAUUUAAUAAAACAUUAUUAUUCUAUAUGUGUACAUGUGUGUACUCCAGAGAAGUAUGUAAUAGAUCAAAGCGAAAUAGAAUUUUCCAACACAGGAAAAACAAACAUUAGUUUUAAAGUUUUCGAUUUAUAUUACACAACAGAGGAUAGUCUUAAUAUACAAGACAAAUAUAUAAAUAAUUUUGAAACUAGCAUAAGAAGGGAAGUUGAUUUAAGGUGGGAAAAUCGAAGGAGAAGAAAAGGAAGAAGAAAAAGUUACAAAAAUUUAGAAAACAUAAAAGUCUUGGAACAUUUUUUUUCGAACAGUAAAAAAGACAAAACUGAUGGCUCAUAUAGAAGGUUUCAUAAAGAGAAUACAACAAAAGAGUGUAGAGAUCAAUGGAGUCAGGUAGAUAAGGGCAAGCAUUCUUAUGAUAAAAGUUCUAUAUCUGUAGAAAAUCUUUUUGAUAUAGUCAUACCUCUCGCAAAGGAAGAUACAUUAAAUAAAACAUAUAUUUUUGAGAAAAAGCUGAAUUUAACAGAAACAAGCCAGGAAAAAAAAAAAAAAAAAAAAAUAUUUAAAUAA
This is a messenger RNA of Plasmodium malariae, 567 nucleotides long. RefSeq names its product conserved Plasmodium protein, unknown function. Lineage: Eukaryota; Apicomplexa; Aconoidasida; Haemosporida; Plasmodiidae. The transcript has a single exon. The record is from RefSeq and is a predicted model, not a curated record. The coding region runs from base 1 to 567 and encodes 188 amino acids.